AUGUCCGGCUACGACCAGUACAACCAGGGUGGCUACGGCCAGCAAGGUUAUGGCCAGCCAGGUUACGGCCAGCCAGGUUACGGUCAGCCAGCUUACGGUGGUCAGCCAGGUUACGGUGGCCAGGGUCACGACCAACAGCAACAGUACGGUCAGCCUCAACAUGGCUACGGCCAGCAAGGCUAUGGCCAGCAGGGUGGUUCUUCCGACUACUACGCCGGCCAGCAACACCAGCAGCAGGGUUACGGCCAGCAGCAGGGUGGCUCUUCCGACUACUACGCUGGCCAGCAACACCAGCAGCACGGCUACGGCCAGCACGACCAGGACCGUCAGGGUGGCUACGAGCAGCAGCAGGGUGCCCCGGGUGAGGCCCAGGAUGGCGAGCGUGGUAUUGCCGGUGCCCUCGCAGGUGGUGCCGCCGGUGGCUUCGCUGGCCACAAGGUCAACCACGGUUUCCUUGGAACAAUCGGCGGAGCCAUCAUUGGUAGCAUCGCUGAAGACGCCGUCAAGAAGCACCGCAACUCCGACAACCAGUCUCCUCCUCAGUACGGUGGCCCCCCUCCUUCCAACAGCGGCAGCGGUGGCUCCAUGAUGGAUCAGCUCGGUGGCUUCUUCAAGAAGUAG
Penicillium mononematosum is the source of this 621-nucleotide messenger RNA. RefSeq names its product putative high expression lethality protein Hel10 (gene hel10). The transcript has 2 exons. Gene Ontology annotation, cellular component: outer membrane. NCBI's taxonomy places the organism in Eukaryota, Fungi, Ascomycota, Eurotiomycetes, Eurotiales, Aspergillaceae. The coding region runs from base 1 to 621 and encodes 206 amino acids. The record is from RefSeq and is a predicted model, not a curated record.